Verticillium alfalfae VaMs.102 is the source of this 1416-nucleotide messenger RNA. RefSeq names its product folylpolyglutamate synthase. Gene Ontology annotation, molecular function: ATP binding; tetrahydrofolylpolyglutamate synthase activity. The record is from RefSeq and is a predicted model, not a curated record. Lineage: Eukaryota; Fungi; Ascomycota; Sordariomycetes; Glomerellales; Plectosphaerellaceae. Gene Ontology annotation, biological process: tetrahydrofolylpolyglutamate biosynthetic process. The coding region runs from base 1 to 1416 and encodes 471 amino acids. Gene Ontology annotation, cellular component: mitochondrion; cytoplasm; cytosol. The transcript is spliced from 2 exons.
AUGGCGACCCCACGACCCCGCGACUACGCCUCGGCCCUCGCGCACCUCAACCUCCUCAUCCCCAACCGCUCCAUCACCGCCCGCCUCGCCGCCCAGGCCCCCUCUGGCCCGGACCCGAACCUCCUCGCCAUCCCCGAGAUGCUCGACUCCCCUCGCCCGCACAGGCCUGACGCCCGCCUCCCUGCAGCCGCUCCGGCGUCGUGCACGUCGCCGGCACAAAAGGGCAAGGGCUCCGUCAAGCGCCAAGAGCAAAUACCCUUGGGCGGCGCGCCCCUGUACGAGACCGAACUUUUGCGCGCUACUUAUUUCGACGUCUGGGACCGCUUCACGGCGAGCGCGCGGGCCCGCGGCGAGCCGGACGCCGACGGCCCGGCCUCGAAGCCCUUCUACUUUCGCUUCCUCACCGUCAUGGCCUUUCACGUCUUCCUCGGCGAGGCGUGCCGCAGCGUCGUGCUCGAGGUCGGCAUCGGCGGCGCCUACGACGCCACGAACGUCGUGCCCGCCGAGAGCGUCACGGCUGCCGUCGUGAUGAGGCUCGGCGUCGAUCACGUGGGCAUGCUCGGCGGCAUGAGGGAGGAGAUUGCGUGGCACAAGGCGGGCAUCAUGAAGAAGGGGCGGCCGGCGUUCACGAGGCUCGUCGAGGAACGGCCCUCGGUCAUGGCCGUCUUGAGAGAGAGGGCUGUGGCGCUGGAGUGCAGCGAGCUCGUCGAGGUGAAGGACGCCGACGUCGAGGCCUGGGGCGGCGUCGAGAGCGGGCUGCGGGGCGAGUUUCAGAGGUAUAACCAGGCGCUGGCGGCGCUGGCGGCCGAGGAGCACCUCUGCGCGCUCGAGGGUCGCACGUCGGCGAGGAAGCUGUCAGACGUGAGGCCGAGCGUGCUGGAGGCUCUCAAGAGUGCCUCUCUGAGAGGCCGCCACGAGAAGAAGAGCGAUGCGGAGCGGGGCAUCAGCUGGCUUCUCGACGGUGCGCACACGACUGACAGCCUUGAGGAGACGGCCAAGUGGCUCGCCGCUGAGAGACAGAAGCAGCCCAAGGCGGGCAUCGUGCUGCUAUUCAAUCAGCAGGAGCGUGAGGCAAGCGAGCUGCUGCUUCACUUCCUGGCGACUUUGCGCAAAGAGAUUGGCGAUGCCGACGACAGACUAUUCAAGGCUGCCGUCUUGUCGCGAAACGACGCGAAGAGCGACGAGGGAGCUCCCGAUGCUGACAUUACUGUGCAAGAAAGCUGCCGCGAGGCCUUUGCGUCAGUAUAUCCAAGUGUACCAACACACAUCACGCAGAACCUCACAUCAGCCAUUGAACACAUUCGUGGGUUCAGCACACCAGGCGACAAGACGGAGCAACAGACGGUGUUGGUGACGGGCAGCAUGCACCUCGUCGGGGGUGUCAUUGGGCUGCUGGAGCCGGAAGGUCUAAAAUAA